This is a messenger RNA of Amoebophrya sp. A25, 1452 nucleotides long. NCBI's taxonomy places the organism in Eukaryota, Dinophyceae, Syndiniales, Amoebophryaceae. The record is from the annotation of a GenBank genome assembly.
AUGAGCGCACCUUCACCAAUAACUCCUAAAGACUUAGACGAGCCCCUCUUCGCACCACGAGCGUACUUGCCUAACGCUUCUGGUAGAUCUAGUGGUGGCAUACGACCAAGGAAGUUGACGAAGCGGCUCUCUGGUAGAAGACGGUCGGCAAGAAACAAUGGGUCGUCUGGACGGUUGUCGCCUACAAGUGGAAGGUCUCCUAUCUCUUCCGGAAGUCGAACGCCUUCAACUUCGAGAAGUGCGGCAGGGACUUCCUCAAACGAUGAAAGUGAUGCUGACCGGGCCGUGAAUAAGAACAUCAAGUGCGGCGUGGCGUCAGAUAAUAGAAGAAAUGGGAAUACUACUGGAGGUGAUGUUAAUGUCGCGUAUGGAAGCAGGUCUACAUCAAAGGGAGAGGGCGACCCGAAUGAAGUGUUGUCAGAGUUUUCGACGCCACGUGAGGCCCUUGAGGGAGGCCCUAGAGCGAUCUCUAGCGUGCAGGCUAAAAACAAAGGAGCGCAUCCUUUUGCUGUACAAAAACCUGCUGUCAACACCGACAAGGAGUGCAGAAAACGUAGUAACAACCCUUUUUGGUCUAUAUCUCCAAAAGGGUCUCCUGCAACAAGAGACCUAGAGCAACGUUUUGGCUCUAUUCCCGAUGAGAUGCCGGGAAUGAUGGUGCGUCGCUCAAAUUCAGACUUAGCACAACAUUUGACGCCGAAAGGUGGAGAUGAACAGCAGGAGAACUCUACUACGAACGACUUGGCAUCCGCAGAACAAAUUUUUGUGGAUGAAGAGAAAGAAGGAGAAGAAGACGAAGAGCAUGGAGGUGAAGAAGGCGAGACCAUCGAAGAUUUUGAGGCUGAAUCCAGUCAAGAAGAACUAGCGCAGCUCGAGCUGAUAUUGCGUGGAGCGUCUCUUAGUUUGGCACCUAAGCCAAAACUGAUUCUCAAGGCGACGGAAGAAAGAAUUAACCACGCCAAUGCAGGAGAUUAUAGAGACUCACCCAGAACUUCCUCAAACACUAACGCUCUGUCCUCUAUUCUUGCUUUUGAAGGAAAGGCUCUGGCAACUGGGGCAACGACGUCGACAAGAAGCUCCUCGCGAGCACACAUAGAAGAGACACAAAUGCCAGUUCCGCACUCCAGUGCUGCAACUAGAGUUUCAAGUAUAGCAAUAUCGAGAGUAGUUACAGGAACUACAACACCAAAAGAAGGUGCUGCAUCUAGAGUUCCGAUUACCACUGGUAUACCAAGAAUACCAACAUCAGAAGUUGUGGUUGUAGAAGGUGGCGCCUCUCUCUGUAGUCCGAACCCCUUUUGGACCGACCCUUUAUCGAGAACAACUACUAGAAAGCGCAAGAAAAUAGAGUAUGCAAAACCGCGAAGAAUGAGCUUGAAAUUUUCUACCUAAGAAUGGUGUUUUUUAGUUCGGUGGGAUUUCCUUCAUGAAUAUUGAGCCUGUGUUGAAAGC